AAGGUAUUUCGGGACUCGUAGUGUUUAGCGUAGUCAUGUAGGUCCUGGAAGUUAUAAGCUAUUGUAAUUCUCUCUGUUUCUCCAUAUAAGUGUGGCCAAACUCUCUAUUCUGUUGUAAUUAUUUUAAUAUGAUUAAUAGGCCGUUUAAAGUUUUUGGUUAACGAUCGGCAAGGAAGUCAUGAGUUUCAUGGCAACCUGGCAGGACCUAGAAGCCGCUGCUGCUUCCGCCCGGGCCUGGUCUCCUCCGAGGAUCUGUUGCCGUCAUGUCGGCUGCGAUUGCAUCUCUGGCUGCUUCGUACGGUUCGGGUUCAGGGUCCGAAUCGGACUCGGACAGUGAGGGCGGACGGUGUCCGCUGCCAGCCGCCGACUCCCUCAUGCAUUUGACUAAAUCGCCUUCAGCCAAACCCUCUCUGGCCGUGGCGGUGGACUCGGCUCCGGAGGUGGCAGUUAAGGAAGAUUUGGAGACUGGAGUUCACCUUGACCCUGCUGUUAAAGAAGUUCAGUAUAACCCUACAUACGAGACCAUGUUUGCUCCUGAGUUUGGACCAGAAAAUCCCUUUAGGACACAGCAAAUGGCUGCACCUAGAAAUAUGCUUUCGGGAUAUGCUGAACCAGCCCAUAUCAAUGAUUUUAUGUUUGAACAGCAAAGAAGAACUUUUGCUACAUAUGGUUAUGCAUUAGACCCUUCAUUAGAUAAUCACCAAGUGUCUACUAAAUAUAUUGGUUCUGUAGAAGAAGCUGAAAAAAAUCAAGGUUUAACUGUGUUUGAAACUGGUCAGAAGAAAAUAGAAAAGAGGAAAAAGUUCAAAGAAAAUGAUGCAUCUAAUAUUGAUGGUUUCUUGGGACCAUGGGCAAAAUAUGUGGAUGAAAAAGAUGUAGCCAAACCUUCAGAAGAAGAACAGAAAGAACUAGAUGAAAUCACAGCAAAGAGGCAGAAAAAAGGCAAACAAGAAGAUGAGAAACCUGGGGAAGAAAAGACAAUCUUACAUGUUAAAGAAAUGUAUGACUAUCAGGGCAGGUCCUAUCUUCACAUACCUCAGGAUGUUGGUGUUAAUCUGCGGUCAACUGUGCCACCUGAGAAGUGUUAUCUUCCCAAAAAACAAAUUCAUGUGUGGUCAGGGCACACAAAGGGCGUCAGUGCAGUCAGAUUGUUUCCUCUCUCUGGCCAUUUAUUGCUGUCUUGUUCCAUGGACUGUAAAAUUAAGUUAUGGGAAGUUUAUGGAGACAGGCGCUGUCUACGAACAUUUAUUGGUCAUGGUAAAGCUGUUAGGGACAUCUGCUUUAAUACCGCAGGAACACAGUUCCUCAGUGCAGCUUAUGACAGGUAUCUUAAGCUCUGGGACACCGAGACAGGACAAUGUAUAUCAAGAUUUACAAACCGAAAAGUACCCUAUUGUGUCAAAUUUAAUCCUGAUGAAGAUAAGCAAAAUCUCUUUGUGGCUGGGAUGUCUGAUAAAAAGAUUGUGCAAUGGGACAUUCGAAGUGGAGAAAUUGUACAGGAAUAUGAUCGGCAUUUGGGAGCUGUCAACACCAUUGUUUUUGUUGAUGAGAACAGGAGAUUUGUGAGCACAUCUGAUGAUAAGAGCCUAAGAGUUUGGGAAUGGGAUAUCCCUGUGGAUUUUAAGUACAUAGCAGAACCCAGUAUGCACUCAAUGCCUGCAGUGACUUUGUCUCCAAAUGGGAAAUGGCUAGCAUGCCAAUCAAUGGACAACCAAAUCUUAAUUUUUGGAGCACAGAACAGAUUCAGAUUAAAUAAGAAAAAAAUCUUUAAGGGCCAUAUGGUAGCAGGCUAUGCUUGUCAGGUGGACUUUUCACCAGACAUGAGCUAUGUGAUUUCAGGAGAUGGAAAUGGAAAAUUAAACAUCUGGGACUGGAAGACCACAAAACUCUACAGUCGAUUUAAAGCUCAUGAUAAAGUGUGUAUCGGUGCAGUGUGGCAUCCACAUGAAACAUCUAAAGUGAUAACAUGUGGUUGGGAUGGUCUCAUUAAAUUGUGGGAUUAAUGAGAUUUACCCUUAAACUAUCCAGGAUUAUUUUUGAUCAAACAUCAUAUUUAACUAUAUUUAAUUAUUAAAUGUGUUGAAUGGCAACUUGAUUUACAAAUUGUGGUUUCCUUAUAUGGCCUUAUGAAGUUGUUCCGUUGUUUAAAAAAAAAAAAGAAAGCUUUGGGGCCUCCUCUGGUGGCGCAGUGGUUGAGCGCUGGGCUGAGAGGCUGCUCGCAGCCUCUGCAGCGCUGGUUCGUUACCCAGCCGCCAGCGAGGGUCCCACAGAAAAAAAAAAAGGCUUUGUAAAUUUGGCUCAUAUAAUUUCAUUGGCAACUUCAUUUUGUUUUUUAUAAAUGUAAUUUCUUCAGAGAAUGACCACUGACUUUGUAUUUGAUAAGUUGUUAUUAUUGGCAGGCAGUUUGGGUUUACCCCCAUGAAAUGUUGAAAGGAUCCCUUUGGAGUCAAGAAAGAAUCCCUAGUGAAUUUGGGGUUGUCAGGAAGGAACAGAAUUAACUCAAAAAAGUACCAUAUACUUAUUAACCUCCUCAACAUAAAGGGCCAUAAAGAACAAGGAUGAUGUCAUUUAAUACGAAUCUUAAAGGAGUGUAAGACCACCCACAAUUACAGUCCCAAUAUUUUCAGUAGGUCAAGUUCUAACCUUUUGGAUUCAGAGUUCCACUAUUUUUUAUGACAUGCUGUGUAUUUUUUUAUUGUAAGCCAGCAACCUUCUUUGGUUGCAACAUUCCUCAAAUUAUUAAACAGUGUAAAAUAAAAAUCAGUCCAGAGUUCUUUCCUUGAUUUUCUUCCUGAUCAGCAUAGAUAGGACUAUAUAUAUAUUUAACCAGAGAAUUACAUUAUUUUUGAAGAUGGAACUCGAAAAUGAGUCAAGACUUGAAUAUUAUUUGUAUUUGCUGUCAGUGAGGACCUGGCUACACUUUCUGAAAUCAGGGCCUCCUAGGUCAUUGCUUCAGACGUUACUACUGAAACACUCCUCAUAGGAGAUAUAGUAUGAGGGCAUAGUCCAAAAUGUCAUCUUGUAAUAUCUUUGAAGUUGUAUGUUUUAUCUUUAAAAUUACUGGUUUUUCUUAUGAAUACAUUCAAUAGAAUUUACUAAAAUUAGAAAAAAAUUAAUUUUUUUCCAAAUCUUUUAGUAAAAUUCACACUCUAGGAAGAUGGCUGGGGUUUCCCAAUUUAGGAAGCAGUGACUGUGGUUUGAAAAUAAAGCUUAAAAUAUUUGGAUUGUGAACUCAAGAUAGCCUCCUGGAUAUAGUAACUGAUAGCACUUUAGUGUGUGACAAGCCAUUUCUCCUGUUUUAUUACAAAUCUAUGUCAGAUGUUUUAAUGUGGUUUGAAACAUCUCAAUGCCAUGCUAAAAAAAGAUUGGUUCAUAGCUGCUCGGAGUGCCGACUUGGAGACCAAAAUCAUGUUGCGUGUUGAUAUCCUAAGGGCAUUAGCUCUGAUUCCUGUGCUCUCAAUAGCAGUUCAUGCUCCUUGCCCUUAGAAACUUACAUUUUUUUUUAAUUAAAAUUAAAAUAGAGAGGGGAGCCUGGUAUAAAUGAUCAGAUGCUAUAGCCUGUAAAUAAAUAUCAAAGAAGAAAAUAGUAAAAGAGAAUAAAAGUGGUAGAGAAGUAUUUGGAACUCACAGGCAUGCAAAGAAAUAAGAAUAUACUGCCUGGCUGCUGCUGUUCAUGUACCUGCCAGGAAGGGUGGCUGCCAUUUCCUAAGGAGGAAAGAAUUCUUUAGACCCAACCAUGGGUUUUAACAAAUGUGAAUUAUUGAAAUGUGAUGGGACAGAGAAUCAUACAUUUAAUCUAUCUUGUUCGGCAUCAGUAUUGUUUGUAUAUGUUAAAAAUCAUAAUUUCUAGAUCUGGGUUUAUUUUGUUGUGUUUUUGACUGUUUCUUAACUAAGUAACUGUAUAUAAAAGUCUCCUUUUUUUAAAGAUAUUUUUAAUAAAAUUUUUUGCAGAA
Molecule: messenger RNA, 3953 nt
Organism: Talpa occidentalis (Iberian mole)
Lineage: Eukaryota; Metazoa; Chordata; Mammalia; Eulipotyphla; Talpidae
Gene: CDC40
Product: cell division cycle 40
Exons: 15
Coding region: 264-2003 (579 amino acids)
Biological process (GO): mRNA splicing, via spliceosome
Cellular component (GO): catalytic step 2 spliceosome
Molecular function (GO): protein binding; mRNA binding
Source: RefSeq, a predicted model, not a curated record